AUGCAGGCUUACCUGCAGACGGUGGUGAAAUAUGACAUGCUCUCCCACAGGUGGCUGCUCGAGGGGGAGCCCAGCUUCAAGGACAUGAUGGACGGAACAGCCGCCAGCACGGCAGGCUACCAAAAACUUCGGAACUUUUGCGAGGUUUCUCGCAGUGAGUUUGUCUGGUCCGACACCUGCUGCAUCGACAAGAGAAGCUCUUCCGAGCUCCACGAGCUCAUCCAGUCCAUGUUCAAGUGA
This is a messenger RNA of Podospora pseudopauciseta, 240 nucleotides long. RefSeq lists its product as uncharacterized. NCBI's taxonomy places the organism in Eukaryota, Fungi, Ascomycota, Sordariomycetes, Sordariales, Podosporaceae. The transcript has a single exon. Bases 1 to 240 code for a protein of 79 amino acids. The record is from RefSeq and is a predicted model, not a curated record.